Messenger RNA from Thermochaetoides thermophila DSM 1495, 2337 nucleotides. RefSeq lists its product as uncharacterized. Bases 1 to 2337 code for a protein of 778 amino acids. Lineage: Eukaryota; Fungi; Ascomycota; Sordariomycetes; Sordariales; Chaetomiaceae. Gene Ontology annotation, molecular function: cysteine-type endopeptidase activity. The transcript is spliced from 6 exons. The record is from RefSeq and is a predicted model, not a curated record. Gene Ontology annotation, biological process: proteolysis.
AUGACCCGACGAUACCCCCCUCACUACGACUACGACUUUGAACCUCUGCCUCCUCCCCUCCUGCAACAUUCGCAUGACCCCGUCUGGGAUGCACAUACAAUGCCCUACGCCAUACCGCACCUCACAAGUAGUAGUAGCAGCAUACCAGCGUACCACUCUGAUCGCGAGUUUCGUCCGCGCAGCGGCGACCGAUCAUACGAUGAGGAGGAGGACGCAUACUUCUCCUCCGGUGCGGCAAGUACCCCGAGAUUGAGUUCACGUCGUCCCCUUUCUCGCCCGGGUACAGCGUUGGGUUAUACUAGCGAAAUCGAUCGCCACCACAGCUGCGACCGUCGGAGGCAUCGGGACCGUGAAAGGGAGGAGGUUAUGAGUCCGCAACAGAGAGAAACCUUCAAACAGAUGUUGUAUCUUCCCGAGAGACACAUCCCUCUUCCUCCUCUCCCUCCAACCCUAGACACGCUCGAUCCCCUCCCCCCAACGUCAACAAUUUAUUUAUCUCCACAAGUCGGGCCUCGCCUUCUCCCCGAACACCAAGGCUCUCGCAUCCGCGCCCGCUCGUUAUCCCUCUCCCGACCAGUCUUAUCCCCCCGUCUAGCCAGCAGGGAAGUAGACAGCUACUCCGACCAAUACUACGCCGAUGCAGACGCCGACGAGGAUUACCACGGUAGCACGACGACUGUCACUGGAGGGGGGUAUUCAAGUCCUGAUCCCGACAGGGAUGAUGAUAGUGCUGGGAGGAGGUUACGUCGACGGUUGGUUGUUCGGCGCUGGGACUCGGCGCCCGCGCCGAUAGGGGAUCUGAGGUCCUUUGCGGAGAAGGUCAGACCACAUCCGGUUUUGGUACCUGACCCGAUGCUGCCGGCAUUGGAAUGGCACUCCGCAAGAAAUAGGUCUAGGCCAGGUAGUGUAGCUGGUUUUGAGGGGCGGAGGGUGUUUGAUGUAGAUGUGGAGCCACCUAGGGAGGAAGACUUGAGGAUGAGGUUGGGAGGAAAUACCAGGAAAGAUGUGGGGAGGGUGAAUUCGACGGGGAGUUUGAGACGAUUGAUGGAGGAGAGAGAGGUGGGUAUUUAUGAGAAGGAUAGGAGGGCUGGGAGAAGGAUUAAGAGUCCUGCUAGUCGGAGGAAUCGUGAUUCAAAACGCCCCCGUCCCCAAUACACUCAAGUCUAUGCUCUCAUCCUAACCUGGGAAUUCCAUGACCUCCGCACAGAAGACUACACCGCGCGCCCUCCGUCGGAUUACGUCUCGCUCGAGGAGGAAACGAAGCGCCUGCGCGACACGCUCAAAUCCUUCGGCUACACGGUGCACGAGUUUCUCAUCCCCAUGAGUAAUCCCACACAGGCGGUGCAGGAGAAGCUGCGAUGGUUUUGCUCGCUGGCGGCGGAUGAUACGCUGCUAAUUGUGUAUUAUCAUGGGCAUGGCGCGCUGGAUGAUGACAAUGAGUUGGUGUUUAGCAGUCAUGAUCAUCCGGAUAAUUUGGAGUGGGCGAAGGCGGCGGCCGCAGAGUUGUAUGCUGCAUUGAUGACGGGGAAGGGGUGUCAAAAGUGUGGGGAGGGGAGGUGGAGGGAGUUGAUGAAGAAGUAUGAACGCUACCAACCAGUCGCCUCCCUCUCCUGGCCCUCCCUCCGCGACAUCAUCCUGCAUACCCCUGCUGACAUCCUCCUCGUCCUCGACUGCUGCGCUGCCGGCGGCGCAAAGCUCUCUGACAUCGAUUGGCAGCCCCCGCCCGGCACAGAGCACUACACGAAGCACCUACUUGCCGCGUGCGGUUUUGAAAGCUCCACCAGUGAUGAUAUGACUGCCGCGUUGUGCCAGGUUAUGAGGCAGGCUCUCUCACCUCCUGGGCAAGAACCGGGACAGGGUGAAGGGAGGAGUGGUGAGAGGAUUAAUGCGACCAUCGGAACGACCGACGCCCUGUCCAGCGACCCUCCUGUUCCGCCGUCUCCUCCACAAACGAAACAACCCUACCACGGCAUAACCACAAAACGCCUUCACCAACUCCUAGAAGACCGGCUACAAAAACAGUCUGUAGGAUCACAGCCCAUAUUUAAGCAACUGUUUCCAUUGGAUCCAGAGCAGUAUAUCACGUUGCCUAAUCUCAGUGGUGUUGAUUAUCAGAAUCAGGCCAGUUACCAGAGAGCAGGAGGGGAAAAGAAGAGGGAGAGGAGGGGACGGAGGACGUUGAGGCCGAGUGUCUCUAGGGAGAGUCAGAGGGACAGGGAACGGGAGGAGGAGAGGGACAGAUCAAGGAGUGUUAUGGGGAGAACAUCAGGGGUCGGGAUUGGAAUGGGAGUGGUGGAUAUUAUGGUUGGGAGGGAGGCAGUUGAGGAUCAGCAAUGA